Anopheles nili is the source of this 3722-nucleotide messenger RNA. It is a transcript of the gene Nos, whose product is annotated as nitric oxide synthase. Lineage: Eukaryota; Metazoa; Arthropoda; Insecta; Diptera; Culicidae. Gene Ontology annotation, molecular function: NADP binding; calmodulin binding; flavin adenine dinucleotide binding. The record is from RefSeq and is a predicted model, not a curated record. The transcript is spliced from 19 exons. The coding region runs from base 144 to 3722 and encodes 1192 amino acids. Gene Ontology annotation, biological process: nitric oxide biosynthetic process.
CAAGUGGCAAGCUCGUAGACACAACCGUGCACGUGGAAGGCACCCGAUCGAAUCAUGCCGAUCGUGAAGAACGUCGUGGGUAUGAUGUGUCACGGAAAAGGUGCAGCAUCUCCGUACAGCAACACGGUGGCCCAGAUGCGGCCAUGCGUAGUAACUACCGUGAGCUUUCACCGGCAUCGCUACGCAUCCAUCGCAAGUCGUCUCAUGACAUACGCAACACGAUGAUUGGACCGGACGGUGAGGUGGUGCAUCUGCACGAUCCUUCCGGAAAGGGUGGCGAUGGGCUGGGUAAGAUGCCGGCCGUCGUCAAACCGAUCAAGUUGAAGAGCAUCGUCACCAAGGCGGAGUCUUAUGACACGAUGCACGGCAAGGCGAGCGAUGUGAUGUCGUGCUCGCGGGAAGUGUGCAUGGGCAGCGUCAUGACGCCGCACGUCAUCGGUAUCGAAUCACGCAAACCGGAAGUGGUGCAACAGCACGCGAAGGACUUUCUCGACCAGUACUACUCGUCGAUUCGGCGAUUAAAAUCGCCAGCCCACGAUACGCGCUGGCAGCAGGUACAGAAGGAGGUCGAAGCAACAGGCUCGUACCAUCUGACAGAAACCGAGCUGAUCUACGGUGCCAAGCUGGCGUGGCGCAAUUCGUCUCGCUGUAUCGGGCGAAUACAGUGGUCCAAGCUGCAGGUGUUCGAUUGUCGAUACGUUACCACAACGAGCGGCAUGUUUGAAGCGAUCUGCAAUCACAUCAAAUAUGCCACCAAUAAAGGGAACCUCAGGUCGGCCAUCACGAUUUUCCCGCAGCGCACGGACGGCAAGCACGACUACCGCAUCUGGAACAAUCAGAUUAUCUCGUACGCCGGCUAUAAGAACGCAGACGGUAAAAUCAUCGGUGAUCCGGCCAAUGUCGAGUUUACUGAUUUUUGCGUGAAGCUUGGGUGGAAAAGCAAGCGAACGGAGUGGGACAUCCUGCCGCUGGUUGUGUCGGCGAACGGGCACGAUCCGGACUACUUUGACUACCCGCCGGAGCUGAUCCUGGAGGUGCCACUCAGCCACCCGCAGUUCAAGUGGUUUGCCGAGCUAAACCUCCGGUGGUACGCGGUACCGAUGGUGUCCUCGAUGCUGUUCGACUGCGGAGGGAUUCAGUUCACGGCUACCGCCUUCAGUGGUUGGUACAUGUCGACCGAGAUCGGCUGCCGCAAUCUGUGUGACGCUAACCGGCGCAACCUCCUGGAGCCGAUCGCAAUAAAAAUGGGACUGGACACGCGAAACCCGACCUCGCUGUGGAAGGAUAAGGCGCUGGUGGAGAUUAAUAUCGCCGUGCUGCACUCGUUCCAGAGCCGCAAUAUUACCAUCGUCGAUCAUCACACCGCCAGUGAGAGUUUCAUGAAGCACUUCGAGAAUGAAACGAAGCUGAGGAAUGGCUGCCCGGCCGAUUGGAUCUGGAUCGUGCCACCGAUGUCGGCCUCCGUUACGCCGGUUUUCCACCAGGAGAUGGCCGUGUACUAUCUGAGGCCCUCGUUCGAGUACCAGGAAUCGGCCAUCAAAACGCACAUCUGGAAGAAGGGGCGAGAUUCGGCUAAAAAUAAAAAGCCUCGCAGGAAGUUCAACUUCAAGCAAAUAGCUAGGGCUGUCAAAUUUACAUCGAAGCUGUUCGGACGCGCACUGUCCCGCCGGAUCAAGGCGACGGUGCUGUACGCGACGGAAACCGGACGCUCGGAGCAGUACGCCCGCCAGCUGGUGGAGUUGCUUGGUCACGCGUUCAACGCACAGAUCUACUGCAUGUCGGAUUACGACAUCUCAUCAAUCGAACACGAGGCCCUGCUGCUGGUGGUCGCUUCCACCUUCGGCAAUGGCGACCCACCGGAAAAUGGCGAGCUAUUCGCACAGGAUCUGUACGCGAUGAAGCUACACGAGAGUGGCCAUCAUCAGGCGCACAGCGAGCUGACAAUUGCUGCCUCGUCAAAGUCCUUCAUCAAGGCGAACUCACGCAGCGAUUUGGGCAAGUUCGGUCCACUCGGUGGCCGUAAGAUCGACCGGCUAGAUUCGCUGCGUGGUUCCACAACCGACACGCUGUCCGAGGAAACAUUUGGGCCGCUGUCGAACGUUCGCUUUGCCGUUUUUGCUCUGGGUUCGUCCGCGUAUCCGAAUUUCUGCGCUUUCGGCAAGUACAUCGAUAACAUUCUGGGUGAGCUGGGUGGCGAGCGGUUGAUGAAGAUGGCAACAGGAGACGAGAUCUGCGGCCAGGAGCAAGCCUUCCGCAAAUGGGCCCCGGAGGUUUUCAAGAUCGCCUGUGAAACGUUCUGCCUGGAUCCGGAGGAGACACUUUCGGAUGCGGCGUUUGCGCUGCAGAGCGAACUGUCGGAGAACACCGUCCGCUACGCGCCGGUGAGCGAGUACGAGUCGUUGGACCGUGCCCUGUCCAAGUUCCACAACAAGAAGUCGAUGGAGUGUUCGGUCAAGCGGAACCCAAUCAAUCUGCACUGUGAGAUGAACGGCACCGAGCGGUCAACGAUUUUGGUGGAAAUCGUUGCUGAAGGGAUCGAUUACGAGCCCGGGGACCAUGUGGGAAUAUUUCCCGCUAACCGGAAAGAGAUUGUGGACGGAAUCAUCACUCGCCUGACCGGUGUGAACGAUCCCGACGAGAUGCUGCAACUACAAGUACUGAAGGAAAAGCAAACGCAAAAUGGUGUCUACAAAUCGUGGGAGCCUCAUGAGCGACUUCCGGUUUGCACUCUCCGUACACUCCUGACGCGAUACCUGGACAUAACCACCCCACCCACAAGGCAACUGCUCACAUAUUUGGCCUCCUGCUGCGAAGACAAAGCCGACGAGGAACGACUGCUUAUGUUGGCUAAUGAAUCAUCUGUGUAUGAAGACUGGCGCUACUGGAAACUGCCCCAUCUGCUCGAGGUGUUGGAGGAGUUUCCCUCCUGCCGACCACCAGCCGCCGUUCUGGUUGCCCAGCUGAGCGCCCUGCAGCCUCGGUUCUACUCGAUCUCGUCGUCACCACGGAAAUACUCGAACGAGAUCCAUCUGACGGUCGCGAUCGUUAGCUACCGGGCAGAGGACGGUGAAGGAGCCGAACACUAUGGCGUGUGCUCGAAUUAUUUAGCAAACUUGCAGCCGGACGACAAGAUCUAUCUGUUCGUUCGUAGCGCUCCUUCCUUCCACAUGUCGAAGGAUCCGACAAAACCGGUCAUCCUGAUCGGUCCUGGCACGGGCAUCGCUCCGUUCCGCUCCUUCUGGCAGGAAUGGGAUCACAUCAAAACGGAGAUGGUCGACUGUAAGAUUCCAAAGGUAUGGCUUUUCUUCGGUUGCCGCACGAAGAACGUGGACCUAUACCGUGACGAGAAGGCAGAAAUGGUCCAGAAUGGUGUACUCGAUCGCGUAUUUUUAGCGCUAUCGCGGGAAGAGAAUAUUCCGAAGACCUACGUGCAGGAUCUAGCUCUUAAGGAAGCUGAUUCGAUUUCCGAGCUCAUUUUGCAGGAGAAGGCUCACAUCUACGUCUGCGGCGAUGUCACCAUGGCCGAACACGUGUACCAAACAUUGCGCAAGAUACUGGCCACGCGCGAAAAGCGCACGGAAACUGAAAUGGAGAAGUACAUGCUGACGCUGCGGGAUGAAAAUCGCUAUCACGAGGACAUUUUUGGCAUCACGCUGCGCACAGCGGAAAUACACAACAAAUCACGAGCCACCGCUCGGAUUCGGAUGGCUUCUCAGCCGUAA